Molecule: messenger RNA, 2540 nt
Organism: Microplitis demolitor
Lineage: Eukaryota; Metazoa; Arthropoda; Insecta; Hymenoptera; Braconidae
Gene: yata
Product: N-terminal kinase-like protein
Exons: 12
Coding region: 111-2438 (775 amino acids)
Biological process (GO): protein phosphorylation
Molecular function (GO): protein kinase activity; ATP binding
Source: RefSeq, a predicted model, not a curated record
UAGUGGCUGUCAUUCGGCCAAGUGAUAAGACGUUUUUUUUGUUAUUUUUAAACUAGAAAUGUUAUUGUUGAAUUAUUUUAUUUGAUAUAAAAUACUGACGAGUAUAAAUAAUGUGGUCGCUGUUCUCCCGAGAUCCUACUAAGGAUUUUCCCUACGAAAUUGGAGAAGUUGUCGAUGGAUUUGAUGGUAAAAGUAUUUGGGCCCUUUAUAGAGCCAAAAAAAAGGGCACUUCUGGUGGGGAUGACGUAUCUGUAUUUGUUUUUGACAUAAAAGCUGGUGGAGAAGUCCAGCUAGAGAUCGCAAGGAAUGCAGUUAAAAGAUUGAAAACUCUCAGACAUCCAAGUAUUCUUACUUAUGUCGAUAGCCUUGAGACGGACAAAGUUAUUUACUUGGCGACUGAGAGAGUGGAACCGCUGCACAGUAGAUUGCUACGAAAAAUCGACAUCGGCGAAGGUGUCAAAAAAGACUUGUACUUUUCAUGGGGAAUAUUUCAAAUAACUAGAGCUUUGAGUUUUUUAAAUAAUGACGGUAAUUUGAGACACAACAAUGUAAAUUUAUAUUCUGUUUUUGUAAAUGAAGAGAGCGGCGAAUGGAAAUUAGGAUGUGUCGAGUACAUGACAACUGUUGAUGCGCCAUAUAUGUUACUGCCACAUGAGUUACAAAGUUAUAGUCCCCCGGAAGUACGUGAGAACUCAAAACCAACGAGCAAAUGCUCAAUCGAUAUGUGGGGUCUUGGCUGUCUUAUCUGGGAGGCAUUCAAUGGACCACUAGGACAGAGAGCUAAUCUCAAAAGCAUUGAACAGAUACCAAAGCAGCUGCUGACUGUGUACAAAGAAUUGACAAGCUUAAAUCCUGAUGGGCGACCUAAUCCAGCUGAUGUGAUAGCACGUUGUCGUAGCAACAGCGGGUUCUUCAAAAAUGAUUUGGUCGACGCGCUGUUGUUCCUUGAAGAAAUUCAAAUGAAAGAGAAAGGAGAGAAGGGAAGAUUUUUUUCACAACUCGCGAGUCAACUGGAUAGUUUUCCAGAAGGUGUUGGCAGAUAUAAAAUCCUACCGCAAUUGCUGGCAGCCUUCGAAUUUGGAGAUGCGGGCAGCGCAGUUUUACCUCCGUUGCUGCAACUGGGUAAUCAACUACCAGAUGCCGAAUAUCAAAAACGUGUUGUUCCGUGUGUUGUUAAAUUAUUUGCAUCUAAUGAUCGUGCUACCAGAUUACGGCUUUUGCAGCAACUCGAUCGAUUCGUUAGUCACCUCCAACCCGCUACUGUCAACGACGCUAUCUUUCCUCAGGUAGCUCGCGGUUUCUUGGAUACCAAUCCAGCUGUAAGAGAACAAACGAUUAAAUCAGUGGUACAUUUGGCGCCAAAGCUUGAUUACAACAAUCUUAAUGUUGAGGUGUUGAGGUAUUUUGCAAAACUUCAAUCAACUGACGAACAAGGUGGAAUAAGAACCAACACUACCGUUUGUUUAGGCAAAAUAGCUCAGCAUCUUCAUCCUCAGAUUCGUCAAAAGGUACUGAUAGGGGCAUUUAUUCGAGGAACUCGUGAUCCCUUUCCUCCAGCGCGAAGUGCCAGCGUAUCAGCGCUAGCAAUCACCCAACAGUAUUAUUUACUGCAGGAAGUUGCUAAUCGUAUUUUACCAGCUUUGUGUACUCUUACUACUGAUGCUGACAAGACAGUACGUGACACGGCAUUCAGAACGAUACGUGGAUUUUUAUUCAAGCUUGAAAAAGUCUCCGAAGAUCCGGGACUACGAGAAACUAUGGAGGCUGAUGUCAAUACUGCAACGCCAAGUCUGAGUAAUGCAGCAGCGACGUGGGCCGGCUGGGCUGUCACGACAGUGACUGCUAAAUUUUACCGAAGUCAAUCAGAUACACCAAAGUCUUCCAAUUCUCAAUCUACAUCUCGUAUUUUACUUAACAAACCAGCAUCUCUAGAACAAGCAAGUAGUUCACAAAGCAGCGCAAGUACGACAGCAACAACGAGUAGCGCAACGAGUAUGACAUCACUGGAUCAUGAGCACGAUUCGCAAAACACCGGCAACACACAAUCCGACUGCGACUGGGAUUGGGAAGCCGACAACUGGGGAGACAUGGAGCAGCAACCCUCGUCAACAACCACCACAACCGCAAGUACUGUGACACCAUCAGCUAAUACAUCUAAACCAAAUGACCACUGGACAAGUUUAGAAGAAGAACCGGAGCUUGAAGCUGCUGAGAAUCUUGCUGAUAAAAAUGAUCUCUCUGAAUCCGGUUGGGAUGACCAAGAAUUCCAAGUACUUGAAGAUUUUCAGACAAUUGACCAACCAGAAGUUGCUGGUACGAAUAAUAAAUUUGACGAGGCACGAAAAAAACGCGAGGAACGAAAACUUGCGCGACAAAAACAAAUGGAAGCUAAAAGAGCCACUAAAUUACGAAGCACUGCUCCGGCUAAGAAAGUUUAAUUAAUUUUUUUUAAGUAAUUAACCUUACUCAUAAUUAAUUAUUGUAUUAUAAAACUCGAAAUUAGUAAAUCAAUAAUAAUAAAAAUAAAAAUUUACACAUAU